Syngnathus typhle (broad-nosed pipefish) is the source of this 3862-nucleotide messenger RNA. It is a transcript of the gene rbm10, whose product is annotated as RNA binding motif protein 10. The record is from RefSeq and is a predicted model, not a curated record. The transcript is spliced from 23 exons. NCBI's taxonomy places the organism in Eukaryota, Metazoa, Chordata, Actinopteri, Syngnathiformes, Syngnathidae. The coding region runs from base 210 to 2882 and encodes 890 amino acids. Gene Ontology annotation, molecular function: RNA binding. Gene Ontology annotation, biological process: mRNA splicing, via spliceosome. Gene Ontology annotation, cellular component: nucleus.
GUCGCCACUGUCCAAUCACCGGUCAGAAUGGGACAUUGCUCCGUCCUACUAAAAUGUUACCUCUGUGGCCAUUUUCUAGUCUUCGCUCGAAUAAAAACAUUCAGUUUACUUGGUUUGCUGAUGUGUUAAUUUGGUGAUCGGCGCGUUCAUGGAAAGUUGGUUAUUCAUGCUGGUGAACAAAGAGAAAGAUUAGCGUCAGUGAAUACGGUAUGGAUACUGAGCGGAGGGGUGGGCGAGGUGAUCGCAUGGGGCGAUACGGUAGCAGCCAUGACGACUACAACUUUCAGGACGUGGACUACCGUGGUUUUGAUGACAAGGCGCAAGAAGCAGAAUAUGAUGUCCGUAAUGAGGACGGGCAAAAUGUCCACAACGAAACAUCUCUGUGUGCCGCUGAACUCUUACCCGGUCACCUCCAAGAUGUCCAAGGAUUUCAUCAAAAAGGGGAUCGUGGUCAGGAGAUCAAAGGAGUCCUCUGGCCUCUUUGUCCGCAGUCCUCAAUUGAUGGCUUUGAUGACAAGAAAUCCAAGAGAGAUUUUGAACGGCUACGGACUGGGUCGGAGGCAAGGGGAUUGAUGAAACAUGGUAAAAAUUUUGCUGAGAACUCAACCCUAUAUUUAGGCAGUGGAGAAGGAAACUGGGGUCGCAGAGGCGGUGCCUGUCCUGAUCAGAUGGAGCACCGAGAGGAGGGCAGAUUCUCUCAAGGAGCGGGAAUGAGACGGAUGUUUGCCGCCGAGCUAGAGGAGCACGGCCGAAGUAGUUGUGAGCCCGAGCUGUCUCAUGAGGACAUGGAGCAAAGGGAGCAGGAUUACCGUGCUGAUCUGGACUACAAUCAGAGACCUAGCAACAUUGUCAUGCUUCGCAUGCUGCCACCCAACGCCACUGCCAAUGAAAUCUGGGCAACACUUCAAGAGCAGGGGAUCCAGCCAAAAGAGGUUCGACUCAUGAGGAACAAAUCUUCAGGUCAGAGCCGAGGAUUCGCCUUCGUCGAGUUUAAUCUCAUACAGGAGGCCACCCGCUGGAUGGAGACCAACCAGGGCAUGCUGCUGAUUCUUGGACAUCGAGUGUCGAUGCACUACAGCAACCCAAAACCACGAGCCAAUGAGGACUGGCUUUGCAACAAGUGUGGAGUACAAAACUUCAAAAGGAGGGAAAGGUGCUUUAAAUGCACUGCGCCCAAAUCAGAAGCUGAACUGAAGUUGCCCCAGAUGCACAAAGAUUCAACUCUUGGUCUUCAAAAGGAGGGAGCCCAAGGCUUGCUGCCCCUGCCACCACCCUUUCAUUCGGUUUCUGCCGCCCAUUCAGCUCAAGUUGCACAGCAGGCAGACCUUGCCAACGACACGCUGAUUCUCAGAAACCUUGGACCCCAUACAACAGUGGAAGCCAUUUUAUCUUCUUUGGCCUCAUUUGCUACACUUUCAUCCUCCAACGUUCGCCUCAUCAAGGACAAGCACACAAAUCUCAACAGAGGCUUUGCUUUUCUGCAACUCUCCACGAUUGUGGAGGCAUCUCAACUGCUCCAGAUCUUGCAGGCUCUCAAGCAGCCUCUUUCUAUCGACGGAAAGGUGAUUGUGGUGGAGUUUGCCAAAGGCUUCAAGCGUGACACAUUUCCAACAGAAGUGAGUCGAAUGAGCGCUGCAACGGUGGCCAGCACCGCCAUUGCUGCAGCACAGUGGGCUGUCACACAGGCUGCACAAAAUGGUUCAGGAGCGACAAUACCAUACAAUCAAGAAGGGAAUGAUUACGCUCUGCCCGACAGCCAACAUUUUCAAGUCCAGGCAGACCCCAUGGUUGCUUCUUUGCCUAGUGGAGGUGCGACAAUGAGGGGGGCUUACCCAGCAGCAGUAACACCAGCUGUAGUGAAUCCAGGUGAAGCGUUGCCGCCCGGGAUAGCUGUCGUGCCGCAGCCGCAAACUCAGCCUUCCGCCACCCAGGUUGAGAUAGUCGGGAAACCGCAACCAGCUUCUUCCAGCCAGCCGGCAACACCGGGCACUGCACAUGAGCUCCAGCAAUAUCCUGUGCCAGAUGUAACCACAUAUCAAUAUGAUGAAAGCUCAGGCUACUAUUACGACCCACUGACGGGACUCUAUUAUGACCCAAACUCCCAGUAUUAUUACAACCAUCUCACACAGCAGUUCAUGUACUGGGAGGGCGAGAAGCGCAUGUACAUUCCUGCAGCUUCUGGACAGUCAAAGGAAGAAGCAGCUCCCGCUGAUGAUCGCGCAGGCCCUGCAGACUUGGUGCUUGCUAAUCCUGGCAGCAAGGAAAAAAAAGAUAAACCCAAGAGUAAAACUGCUCAGCAGAUAGCCAAAGAUAUGGAGCGCUGGGCCAAGUCUCUCAACCGACACAAGGAGAACGUGCGUGCUGCCUCCCCCGCAGCCGGUUCCACAGAUCGCAGAGAAUCAGCCAGCGCUGAUGCAGGUUAUGCUGUCCUAGAGAAAAAGGGGGCGCUUUCAGAACGGCAUCAAAUGUUUCUGGACCAGCUCAGACAAACUGAAUCACCCCCUCUACAGCACCCGGGUCUUGUUCCAGCCUACAGUGGGGAAAGUGACAGCGGCGAAGAAGAUGGCGACAAAGAUGAGAAGGACGGGAGGAUGACCGACUGGGUGAAACUGGCCUGUCUGCUGUGUAGGAGACAAUUUCCCAGCAAAGAAGCCCUAAUUCGCCACCAGCAGCUCUCGGAACUUCAUAAGCAAAAUCUCGAGCAAAGAAGAAUGCAGGAAGCUGCAGGAAAAGAGAGACAAACUGAUGGCCUCCAAACUCCCGCUUCCAAGAAGAGGAAGUUAAGUGCCAUUGCUGGGAUCACAGGCUCUAGCCUCGGUGCCAGAAUGCUCCAAGGAGGUGUGAAAAAAGGUCUUUUGUUGCGCAAUAUGCAAGUGGAGUGAGUGAGUGAGCUGCGACACUGCAACGGCGACUUGGCCCUGGUGGAACAAGGGGGGACACUUUGCACUUCAUUAGUACUAGCAUCUGUGCAUACAAUGUUUUCACCAUUUACUAUCUUCCCAAAGCAGUUAAUGACAGGAUACACAUUGCACAUAGCAUAUUUUUUCUGUCGCUCUCUUCCUGAUGAUGCCAAGUCCUGCUUGCUUGACAAACAAGCUUGCUCUCAUUUGCAUUUGAUGACAUUUUCUAAUAACAUUCUAUGCACUAUGGAUUUCCUUUUUUUUGUUGCUUAAUUUAAAGGGGACAGCAUUUUUUUUUAACAAUUAACAUGUUCUAUGCAUCUACACUAGUCUAAAUGGUAGACUGAUUAAUGUGAUGUUUAUGUAAUAUGAAUUAAGAUGCAACACUUUAUAAACCUCAUGUGGCAAUUUUGUCACUUGCUAUCGACUGAAAAUGACUUCAGAGUGCCGAAGAGCUGUUAGGACUCGCCUGUUUACUGGGUUUGGUUGUGUGACGUUCACAAGCUUCGCCCUCUGGCUCUGUGAUGUCAUUAUCAGUUGAUAGCGUUUAAGAAAUCCCCCCCCCCCCCCCCUGGCUCAUCAAACUCUGGAUUUUUCUGCUUAAUUAUAUUACACAAACAAAAUAUAAAUCAGAAUGCUUGUGUGGGUGCAUAAAUAAUGUGUUGGAAAGGAAAUGUUUGACUUGACUUACCCUUUAAUGCUUUACGCUUUGUCAUUCAGUGAAUGACUGCUAAUAUUACGCUGUCCAAUACUAAUUGCGUGUACAUUAUUUUUACCACUGAGAGGAUUAAGUGUUAUUGUACACGUCUGAAUCCAAACUGUUAUUCAUAGUUGUUUCUCAAGAAGUUUGUCUUUUUAGUGUCUGUUAGGAUGAAUUAUUGUACAGGACUAUAUAUUUACUUUUUGUGUGUGAGUGUUGUUUAUGAGGAAUCUGAACCUAAAAAAAAAUAUUUGUAAAUCUG